This is a messenger RNA of Cajanus cajan (pigeon pea), 837 nucleotides long. The record is from RefSeq and is a predicted model, not a curated record. Lineage: Eukaryota; Viridiplantae; Streptophyta; Magnoliopsida; Fabales; Fabaceae.
AUGGGAGUCAAUAGUUUACCUAGGGAGUUACGCAUCAGUGUGGAUUUUGAUGAUCAAGGACAAGCAAUUGGUGAAGCACAAGCCUUGCUUGCAGGAUUUCUUGGAACAUUGGCAGCUGAUUGCAAGUUAUUUCCUAUGGAUUAUGAUAGGUGGAUUAAUGAAGCUAGUGCAAAACGAUAUUGCAAAAUGAAUAUAGGAAGGAAAUGGGUUGCAAAUAGGCAAAGCUUAUGUAAUGAAUUCAAUGAUCCAACCAAAACAAGAGAUGAAAUCAUAAGAAUUGUGCCGAUAGGCAUAGAUAAAGAUCAACAGGCUCGUUUUGUUCAUUAUCGUCAAAAACCAUCAACAUUGGAACUUUGUAGGAGAAAUAAAGAAAUUCAAAGCAAGCAAGUUAUUCCACACACUAGUGGCUCCAAAGUUAAUCCUAGAAGAAGAAAUGAGUUGGAACAAAUUGAAGUAGGUUUGAAUCAAAGCACAGUUGAUGAAUCUGAAGUUUCUCCUUUAGAUGUUGUUGGUAGAUUGCUAGGACCAGAGCACUCUGAGAGAGUACGAUACAUGGGAUUGGGUGUUGUUCCUUCUAAUACAUUUAGGAAUAUAAGACUUUGUAUUUCUAGCUUGAGCUCUUCUUCAUCUGGUGUUGCCUUUCCAUCUUCAAACCAAUGGCAAGAGAAAUACAACAAUUUAGAAUCAACUUUUAAGGCCUACAUUUUAAUGAAGGAAGGAAGGAUCCUUGAAGAAUUAACUAGUUAUUUCACUCCUGAAACACAUCCAAACGAUGCUUCAAGUGUUCCUAAUCCACCUUUGGAUGCAAGAGGAUCAUCUGGUGCUAGCAACCCUUAG